CCAAUAUGGUGAACAGACCGGGUAAAUUGUGAACUUAGAAAGGAUGAUGUAGUCAACAUGAGUAUUGCAGAGAGGUUAUUCGGGCGGCAAAGUGCUAUCACCGGAAAACUACUCGCAAAAACGCUAUUCUUGAGGAGAUGUCUCACGUCUUUUGGUAAUUGUAAGGUUACCGAGUUUCGCACAAGAAGAACAUGGUCCAACCUUCCGUACAAUUUUCUUGGAAAGAAAACAUUCCUGAGCAGCAAAGGCAGUACACUGAAUCAGUUUCGGAGAAUCUGCAGUGAAUCAACAAGCCAUGGAUUGUCUACCCAGGAUAAAAUUGACAUGUCAGACUUUCCAGUGUCAAGAAUUAAAAACUUUAGCAUUAUUGCUCACAUUGACCAUGGAAAAAGUACCUUGGCUGACAGACUUCUUGAAAUGACAGGCACAAUAUCAAAAGAUAAUGUCAACAAGCAAGUGCUGGAUAAGCUUCAAGUGGAAAGGGAGAGAGGAAUAACGGUUAAAGCUCAGACUGCAUCAUUAUUUUAUGAUUAUGAAGGAGAAACAUACCUUUUAAACCUUGUUGAUACGCCAGGCCAUGUGGAUUUUAGCUAUGAAGUGUCCAGAUCUUUGGCUGCUUGUCAGGGUGUUAUUUUACUGGUUGACUCAGCUCAGGGUGUCCAGGCACAGACAGUAUCUAAUUUUUUCCUUGCAUUUGAUAAGGAUUUACAUAUAAUCCCAGUACUCAACAAGAUUGAUAUGAAGACUGCUGAUCCUGAGAAUGUCUCAAAACAAAUGGAAAAAUUGUUUGAUGUUAAACAGAAUGAGAUUUUAAGGAUCUCUGCAAAAACAGGAUUAGGAGUGGAAACUGUGCUGAAAGCAGUUACUGAGAAACUGCCAUGUCCUCAAGGUGAGAUGUCAGCCCCCUUAAAAGCUCUUCUGUUCGACACAUGGUAUGAUCAGUACAGAGGAGUGAUCUGCCUUGUUGCCGUUCUUGAUGGAUCACUGAAAAAGGGAGAUGAUGUCAUGUCUGCCUACACACAACAGAAAUAUGAAGUCCUGGAUAUUGGAAUAAUGCAUCCAGGAGAGGUCUCUACUAGCGCCCUAUUUGCAGGUCAAGUAGGAUUUGUAGUUUGUGGAAUAAGAAACAGCAAAGAUGCUCAGAUUGGUGAUACAUUCUUCCAUCCUCAUGCACCUGUGGAACCACUGCAAGGAUUUAAACCCAUGAACUCCAUGGUGUUUGCUGGUGUCUACCCUGUUGAUCAAUCAGAACAUCUUUAUCUAAGAUCUGCCAUAGAAAAACUCACACUCAAUGAUGCCAGUGUCUCAGUUCACCCAGAUAGUUGUCUGGCUCUGGGUCAGGGAUGGCGUCUAGGUUUUCUUGGCUUGUUACACAUGGAUGUCUUCAAACAGCGAUUGGAGCAGGAAUAUGAUGCAAGCAUUAUUAUUACUGCUCCAAAUGUUCCUUACAAAGCAAUUUUGAAAAAGAACGAUGUUGAGGUGGAGAUUCUGAACCCUUUGGAGCUUCCAGGGCCCUCUCAGGUACAUGCAUAUUUGGAGCCUUAUGUAAUGGGUACGAUUGUGUUCCCUGAGGAGUGUAUGGGCAAAAUGUUGAGUCUUUGCGAGAAUAGGCGCGGUGAGCAGCAAGAAGUAAUUUACAUCGACGAGUCACGUGUCAUGUUGAAAUACUUACUUCCGUUGAACGAAGUUAUUGUGGAUUUCUAUGAUGAUCUCAAAUCCCAGUCAUCUGGCUAUGCAAGCUUUGAUUAUGAAGAUGUUGGAUAUAGAGAAACAAACGUUGUUCGGAUGGAUAUCCUAAUAAACGGCUAUGCUGUUGACGCCCUAAGCUGUAUAGUUCAUGGAGACAAAGCUCUUCAGUCAGGUCGGUCCAUGUGCGCGAAACUUAAGGACGUCAUACCAAGGCAACUAUUCGAAAUUGUUAUUCAAGCCUCAGUUAGAGGAAAAAUCACAUCGAGAGAAACUAUUAAGCCCUUAAGAAAGGAUGUUACUGCAAAAUGCUAUGGUGGUGAUGUGACAAGGAAAAUGAAACUACUUCGGCAGCAAAAGGAAGGAAAAAAGAAGAUGAAAAGGAUAGGAAAAGUAGACAUACCACACGAAGCAUUUCUGAGUGUUUUAAAAAGAUGACAACGACCUAUCGACACUUGAUUGGCUGAAAAUACCUUUUCUUUGACAUAUCUCUGCAGGGAUUUUCGUUCGGUCUGUGGUGGAUCCUAAAGACAAUAACUCGACCUGAUGGGUAAUCUUUUGUAUGAAACUAAUUAAAACAAAAAUUAAAAGACAAAAAGACUUACUCACA
Messenger RNA from Stylophora pistillata, 2296 nucleotides. Its product is annotated as translation factor GUF1 homolog, mitochondrial. NCBI's taxonomy places the organism in Eukaryota, Metazoa, Cnidaria, Anthozoa, Scleractinia, Pocilloporidae. The record is from RefSeq and is a predicted model, not a curated record. Gene Ontology annotation, molecular function: GTP binding; mitochondrial ribosome binding; GTPase activity. Gene Ontology annotation, biological process: positive regulation of translation. Gene Ontology annotation, cellular component: mitochondrion.